Molecule: messenger RNA, 3533 nt
Organism: Orbicella faveolata
Lineage: Eukaryota; Metazoa; Cnidaria; Anthozoa; Scleractinia; Merulinidae
Product: adhesion G protein-coupled receptor D1-like
Biological process (GO): cell surface receptor signaling pathway; G protein-coupled receptor signaling pathway
Cellular component (GO): plasma membrane
Molecular function (GO): G protein-coupled receptor activity
Source: RefSeq, a predicted model, not a curated record
ACGGGCCUUAAAAUUAUUGCUAUUCGACGAGUGAUUGCGUAGUUACGCGGAGUUUCAAGAGUGAUCAGACUGUAAGGCUAAAAUACGCGGAAAUCGCUUUCAAAGGCUCAAAAAUUCAACAGCACACGCGUAGCGAGAGGAGGUCAUUUUCUAUUGUAUUUAUUUUCCGUACAGACAUGUACAUUUCAUAUAAACUCAUAAAAUUUACAGUGAUUCGCAAGAACGUAUAACCAUGCACGCCCGAGGAAUAGCUUGCAAAACCUGUGUAUAAGUUAAACUACUACAUGUACAUGAAUCUGCUGCUUCAAAAUUACGAGAAGUCGAUUGGUCAACUUAGAUUUUCAUUUUUAUAUUCUAUGUAGGCGACUCGGUACCAAAAUAGUGGCAAUCACGAUGAAUCCAAAGCCGGGAAAAUUAAUGGAGAACGUCACCCUGAGUUUCAGGCACCUGAAGGUUCCAGACGGCAAGAGAGUCUGUGUGUUUUGGACUGGCUUCGGGGAAAGAAGCCCUGACGGAUGGUCCAGGGAAGGAUGUCAUGCUGUGAAAUCGAGAAGCAAUGUAGAAGAAACGGAAUGCAGUUGCAACCAUUUGACUCACUUUGCUGUUUUAUUUGACCAUAGCGAUGCCAACAGUGGGCUCACAAAGACGGAUGAGAAGAUAUUGAGGAUUCUUACUUACGUGGGGUUAGCUCUCUCCAUAACAGGAGUAACUAUGACUAUAAUAGCAUAUGCGCUUCUCACCGAUGUGCAUCAGCCUCUAUCCCAAAUCAGAAUGAGUCUGGCUGCAUCCCUCGGAACUGGACAGAUACUAUUUCUUUCCGGAAUUGGAGCCACAGAAAACAUGGGUGCUUGUGUUACAGUAGCCGCUCUUCUGCAGUACUUUCUGAUGGCAGCUUUCUGUUGGAUGCUCGUCGAGGGAAUCUACCUUUACUUGCUGGUUGUAAAGGUUUACAACAUCGAAAACAACAUGCGCAUGUAUCACGUGAUGUCGUGGGGUUUUCCCGCUGUCAUUGUCGCCAUAUCGUUGAGCAUUGCUGCAGGAAAAGAUGGAAUCCAUAGUUUUGUCGAUGAUGAUUACUGCUGGAUGUCUUCGCAUAAUAGUGUGAUUUGGAUGUUUGUCGCAAUCGUGUUGGGGAUUGAAACCCUCAACUUGUUGAUAUUAGUUCGGGUCGUAAAGGAAAUCACCACAAUGCAGCCAACAGCAGGAGAUAAUAANGACGGAUGGUCCAGGGAAGGAUGUCAUACAGUGAAAUCGACGAGCAAUGCAGAAGAAACGGAAUGCAGCUGUAAUCACAUGACUCAUUUCGCUGUUUUAUUCGACUAUAGCGAUGCCAACAGUGGGCUCACAAAGACGGAUGAGAAGAUAUUGAGGAUUCUUACUUACGUGGGAUCAGCUCUGUCCAUAACGGGAGUAACUCUGACGAUAAUAUCAUACGUACUUGUCACUGAUGUGCAUCAGCCUUUACCUCAAAUCAGAAUGAGCCUGGCCGGAUCCCUCGGAGCUGGACAGAUAAUAUUUCUUGCCGGAAUUGGAGCCACAGAAAACACGAGUGCUUGUGUUACAGUAGCCGCUCUUCUGCAAUACUUUCUGAUGGCAGCUUUCUGUUGGAUGCUCGUUGAGGGAUUCCACCUUUACUUGCUUGUUGUAAAGGUUUACAACAUCGAAAACAAGAUACGCAUCUAUCACGUGAUGUCAUGGGGUCUUCCCGCUGUCAUUGUCCCCGUGUCUCUGAGUAUUGCUUCGGGAAAAGAUGGAAUUCACAGUUUCGUGGAUAAUAAAUACUGCUGGAUUUCUUCGAAUAACAAUCUGAUUUGGAUAUUUGUCACAGUCGUGAUGGUGAUUGAAAUCUUCAACUUGUUGAUACUAGUGCGUGUCAUAAAGGAAAUGAACACAAUGCAGCCCACAGCGGGAGAGAGGCAUAAUCAUCAGAUAAGACUUAGCGUCAGAGCGUGCCUGGUGAUGAGUCCUUUGCUUGGGAUCACGUGGUUGUUUGGUCUUCUGACGCCAUUGCACAAAGCUUUCAUCUACAUUUUUNAAAAACAACCAGCAAAGUUCAACUUGUUGAUAUUAGUUCGGGUCGUAAAGGAAAUCACCACAAUGCAGCCAACAGCAGGAGAUAAUAAUAUUCACCAGAUACGACUUGGCAUCAAAGCAUGCUUGGUAAUUAGUCCUUUGCUUGGGAUCACGUGGUUGUUUGGUCUUCUGACGACAUUACACAAAGCUUUCAUCUACAUUUUUACUAUCCUCAACUCUACUCAGGGGCUCUUGAUUUUUCUCCUACACUGUGCAAGAAACAACCAGUUUAGAAGAGAGCGGUUUAAAAGAAAGCUAAGUGUGAUUUUUCCAGCUGUUAACGAUCCAGGCCCUGCGAGGGCAACUUCAAAGGUCAAUCCAAGUGUUGUCGGCACGGCGGAAAUGAUUGAAUUGCGGUCAUGUAGCGGCGUUUUUGAGCUGAAGGAGCAGUGAUGAAGAGGAAACUUUCAGCUACUCUAGUAUAAUCAUAUGACUAAUGAGCUUAGUUUGUUCUUGGAACUGAUUAUGAACGAGUUUUCCUGUUAUCUAAAUGACAAAUAACUAAGUUUUACAUCCUAAAUAGCGCAGCAGUAAAGAACAAGUUGUGUUAAAAUAUAUUUAUUUUUUUUUUGCUACCGAGUGCUGAAGCUAGCUUUUAUUUUGUUCUUGGGAAUUAGACAAGAUUUCGUUUGGAUUCUAUCUCUGUUAGUUAGUUUCAAUGGGCGUCAGUUUUAUAUCUGAUAGCUAGUGUUCCUCGAGUUUAAUACGAAUAGUAGUGCCGGAAACGUUCUUUAUGAAUGUUUAACUAGUCUAGCAUUCUACAUAAUGUUCGAACAUUCAAAUGUUGUUUUUAAUAGUGCUCAGUGCGCUAGGGUAGACCUAGUUUUUGACCGGCAUGCCACUUAACUGAAGGAGUUAAACUAGGGUCUAUACCAAGAAACAAAUUUCAGCUCUUCGCGAAAAAUUAAAAAAAAACAAACAAAAAACAAUUUUUUUUUCUUUCUUUUGUCUUAUUAGACGGCUGCUAGUCUGAUAGGUAAUAGAUUACGAUGAAGACUUUGAUAAUUAUAGGGUUUAACUAUGUUCAAAGCUUAAUUACUGGACGGUUCAGCCAUUUGCAAAGGUAAACCCGCUUAGUUUAGCUGUAACUCGUUUGCACGAUGCAAAUAAGGUCAAUGUUGCCUUUCGUGGUUUUUACAUUAAAGUCUGUAUACGAGUCAAGUGGCCCAUCAGGACGGAACGUAUCCCGUUUUCUGUCACAUAAGGCGACUUGAAGUAUUUGUACACCUCAAGAUGGUCUUUCAAAACUGUGCCAGGGCAAGGUAUGCCCUCUGCCAGGAGCCCACGCCUCUACCUAAUGGCGCCAUUCAUUACAGAAUACUAGUCACUUCAUAGUGGAUUACUUCCUACUCCCCCGGCGGCCGGCUGGUUAUAACUGUUCUAGUGUUACAGCUGUUCUAGUGUUAAACGUAACUUGCAUUAUGCAUUUCCAAAAUAGAUUGUAAAUAUUGAUAUCACUU